GAAAUAAUGACCAACCAUAUAUAGUAACGCGCCUAACGCGUUCCACAAAAAAAACAUAAAUGGCUUAAGUUUGAGGGGUCCUUAUAGUCAGUCGCAUAUUCUUUGGUCGCAUAGGUACAACAAAAGGUCACGACGAUAGACUCUCCACCGAUCACUUACUUGCCGAUUCACAUUCUCCCAUCUUCUGCGCAUCCCUUGUCGCUACUACUUUCGAACCUUCUCGAUUCCAAUUUCUUAUCCGAAACCCUACGGAAGACAGACCUAAGUUUCUCAGCUACCGACCUACCGUGAACACUGACUAAUACAUUCGCUAUUCCUCUGUUUCUCUGUAUUCUGUCUGCUGUUGUAACGGCGAAGAUAUGCGUCAAUUAGGUUCACCUGCGUGGAGUUUCCGGUGAAUUCGAUUGAUGAUAAAUGAUUCUACAGUCUUCUUCUUCUUGUUCUAGUUUCGAUUUCCCUUCUUUUGUGUCACGUCGUCUGCUCUGUCCUUGCUCCAAUGAGCACGGUCUGAUUGUGUUCUCCGAUGGAUUCACAAAGAGGCGGAGAAUUCUCCGUCGAGUUCAUGCGGCGAAUUCGAAUUCUAGGUUUGUUUCCAGCGGAAUUCGUACGGAUUCCAAGAACAUUGGAUUAGCGGAUUCGGCGAGAAGAGCUGCCAGAAGUCUUGUGGUUACUCGGUUUUCGAAUGAAUUUGAGGAUGAAGAAGCAUCUUCAUCUUCACAGGAGUCUGCAAUUCAAGGUGAUAGAAACAAUUUCACUAACUUUAGAGAAGAUCCUAUAGUGGAUAAGCUCAGGACUCAGCUAGGUGUAAUCCACCCAAUCCCGUCUCCACCGAUUAGUCGUAAUGCAAUUGGUCUAUUCGCAUUCUUCUUCUUUGUUGGUGUUAUUUGUGAUAAGCUAUGGACUUGGAGAAAGAGGCGGAGACAAAUGGCUGGUGAUGGAGGCCAAAGAGGAGCCGGGCCAUGGGCACAGGUUCCCACCAGUUUCUCGCUGUCCCUUGAGAAGGAUUUGCAAAGGAAAGAGUCGGUGGAGUGGGUGAACAUGGUGUUGGUUAAGCUCUGGAAAGUUUAUAGAGGUGGGAUUGAGAAUUGGCUUGUUGGAUUGUUGCAGCCUGUGAUUGAUGAUUUGAAGAAGCCUGAUUAUGUGCAGAGAGUUGAAAUUAAGCAAUUCUCUCUUGGGGAUGAGCCUUUGUCUGUUAGAAAUGUUGAGAGGAGGACAUCUCGCCGUGUUAAUGACUUGCAGUACCAGAUUGGUCUUCGGUAUACUGGUGGUGCUCGGAUGUUGUUAAUGCUCUCUUUAAAAUUUGGUAUCAUCCCAGUAGUUGUGCCAGUUGGUAUUCGGGAUUUUGACAUUGACGGUGAACUAUGGGUUAAAUUAAGAUUGAUUCCGUCAGCGCCUUGGGUUGGAGCAGCAUCAUGGGCGUUUGUUUCACUUCCAAAGAUCAAAUUUGAGCUUGCACCAUUCCGAUUGUUUAAUCUAAUGGGAAUUCCUGUUUUAUCAAUGUUCUUGACCAAACUACUGACAGAAGAUUUGCCUCGAUUAUUUGUACGCCCAAAGAAAAUUGUCUUGGAUUUCCAGAAGGGAAAAGCUGUUGGGCCUGUUUCAGAAGACUUAAAAUCUGGAGAAAUGCAGGAAGGGAACAAGGAUUUUGUAGGGGAACUGUCUGUUACUCUUGUAAAUGCCCAGAAACUUCCAUACAUGUUCUCUGGUAGAACGGAUCCAUAUGUUAUUUUACGAAUAGGUGAUCAAGUUAUCCGCAGUAAGAAGAACAGUCAAACUACUGUGAUUGGGGCUCCUGGUCAGCCAAUCUGGAACCAGGACUUCCAAUUCCUUGUGUCAAAUCCUAGAGAGCAAGUAUUACAAAUUGAAGUCAACGACUGUCUUGGAUUUGCCGAUAUGGCUAUUGGUAUCGGAGAGGUUGACCUUGAAUCACUGCCAGAUACGGUUCCUACAGACAGAUUUGUUAGUUUACGAGGCGGUUGGAGUUUGUUCGGAAAGGGAUCUACUGGAGAAAUACUACUCCGGCUUACAUACAAAGCAUACGUGGAGGAUGAAGAAGAUGAUAAACGCAACGCAAAAGCCAUAUAUGCAGAUGCUUCCGAUGAUGAAAUGUCUGAUUCGGAAGAACCUAGCUCAUUUGUGCAGAAUGACAAGAUUCCUUCAGAUGAUAUUGGUCAAGAGUCAUUUAUGAACGUGUUGUCUGCAUUGAUUUUGAGCGAGGAAUUUCAAGGCAUAGUUUCAUCAGAAACUGGGAACAAUAAAGUUGAUGAUGGUGAAUCAAGCGUGUCACCUGUUCCUUCAAUGUCUGGGGCGGACUCAGAAUCUCGACCAAAAGAUGCUGGCAAUGGGGACGUAUCAGAUUUGGAAGUGAAAAAUGCGAAAUCUGAUAGAGGUUCUAUUAAUAAUGGAGGAUUAGCAUUAUUGUGGUUCGGUGUAAUCACUUCUGUACUGGUGCUCGUUGCUAUCAACAUGGGCGGCUCAAGUUUCUUCAACCCGUGACAUGGUGUUGUAUGGAUAAUUACGAUUUCUUUUGCCAAAGUUGGUUAAUUUUCUCUUCUCGGCCUCAGAGAUGGCGUAUAACGAGGUCUCAGUUUUGUGUUUACAUUCUAGUGCUGUUGUAUGCAUUUAGAAGAGGGGCGCUUAUUGGCGGCAGAAAGUUUUAGGGUCCAUUUCACCCAAUCUCUUACAACUGUGAUCAACGUGUAUACCAAUGGUUUGUUAUAGUACACGAAUAUUUUAUUCAAAUAAAGAUUUUUUUUCUUUUUCUGAAGGGAUUCCAUAACACAUUGCACGAAGACACCUGAUAUUAGCAGUCACUAACUUUAGGAUUGAGAAAAGUGUUCUCCAAGAAUUCUAGGUGGAAGUAGUAAUGAGUUUUUCACUUGGCCUUUUUUAUUCCUUGGUUUUAGUUUUUUCCAUAUUGUUAGCUACAACAACUUUAAUAUUCUGCCAUGGAUAUGCCUUUCUGGAGGAGGAACAAAAAGUUCAUGGAGAUAUCGAUGCGCAGAGCCUAAACAAGGUACAUUCAUCUUCUUUCUGUUUUUUGCAAUGUUUUGCUGGUUUCCUGGCUAUUAAACUUUGUCUUGCUAGAUCAUGUUAGGGAGAGGUUAAACUCUUCAUAACUCUCAAAUAUCUAAUAUCGUUUCUUCCCAAUCAACUCCUACUUAUUAGCCCAUCGCCUAUCUAACUCACAAUAUUUUGCUUGAAAAUUCAUUGCAAUAUUUGGUUAGAAAUAGUGUUUCACAACCUGUAACGAAGGCAAAGAACGCUGUUUAUAGGCUAUGAUUGCUUCUUUUUUGGUGUAUGCGUUUAGCAAUUUACAGUAUU
Molecule: messenger RNA, 3324 nt
Organism: Arabidopsis thaliana (thale cress)
Lineage: Eukaryota; Viridiplantae; Streptophyta; Magnoliopsida; Brassicales; Brassicaceae
Gene: NTMC2T5.2
Product: Calcium-dependent lipid-binding (CaLB domain) family protein
Exons: 9
Coding region: 415-2496 (693 amino acids)
Cellular component (GO): membrane
Molecular function (GO): lipid binding
Source: RefSeq, marked reviewed